Aspergillus aculeatus ATCC 16872 is the source of this 1029-nucleotide messenger RNA. Its product is annotated as NRDE family protein. Gene Ontology annotation, biological process: protein secretion; Golgi organization. The record is from RefSeq and is a predicted model, not a curated record. Lineage: Eukaryota; Fungi; Ascomycota; Eurotiomycetes; Eurotiales; Aspergillaceae. Gene Ontology annotation, cellular component: Golgi apparatus. The transcript has a single exon. The coding region runs from base 28 to 834 and encodes 268 amino acids.
CUAGCGCGAGCAACACAUGGGACGUGGAUGGGAAUCACUAAAGAUGGCAAAGUAGCUGUGUUGACCAACUACCGCGAGGACACUUCUGAGCAGGCUACUGGAGCGCGAAGUCGAGGUCUCAUCGUUAACAGCUGGCUGACAUCGGCUCCGGACCGACGACAGUCAACCGAGGAGUUUGUGCAAGGAAUGGUUGCAAGCCCGUCUGCCAGGAAUGUCGGUGGAUUCAGUCUUCUGUGCGGUUACGUCAAUGAACCCCUGGCCAUUGUCUCCAAUCGCUCGUCUACCAUGGAUCAUAUCGCCUGGGUUGCCACAGAGAAAGGUCAGACACUCGGCCUCAGCAAUACAGUUUUCGACGACCGAUCUUGGCCCAAAAUCCUUGAGGGUGAGAGACUGAUGAAGGAAGCUAUUGCUGAGCACGCGCAGGCGGGGGAAGACGAGGAUGCCCUGGUCAACAGAUUGCUCGAUAUGCUGAGUAUCAAUACGCUACCCAAGCUUGCCGAGGAUGCCACCGCGGAAGACUACCUCCCGUACUUCAGGCAAAGCAUAUUUAUCCCAGUAUUGGGAGCUCGCGAGAAGUCUGUCAAACGCAAAGACGAGGUGCCUGCAGUCUGCGUUGAGAGUAAAACGGCGGAGGAUGCUUCUUCCGGGCAACAUGAUGCUCUAGACCACUCCUUCCUGCAGGGGGCAUAUGGGACACAGCAGCAAACAGUGAUCCUGGUGAGUACAGACGGACGAGUGCGCUAUUUUGAGCGUACGCUUUAUGACAAUGAUGCCACUGCCAUCCCGAUCGGUCAAGGUGAUCGAUCGUUUGAAUUCCAUGUCGGCCAACGAUGAGAAAAGGGGACUGGGGGACUGGGGGACUGGGGUCUUUGGUAAAUUGCAAUGUACUUGCCUGUACAUGGGUCUUUGCUCCGACUCUCAAUGGCUGUGACUUUUGUAAAUAGUAUAAUGGCUUAAUAUCGAGAAUGCCAAAAUAGCAAUUGAUUGCAAGCUACUGGACAAGCGAAGUGGGCAUGAACUAGGCACCAG